Molecule: messenger RNA, 1017 nt
Organism: Rhododendron vialii
Lineage: Eukaryota; Viridiplantae; Streptophyta; Magnoliopsida; Ericales; Ericaceae
Exons: 1
Coding region: 1-1017 (338 amino acids)
Molecular function (GO): nucleic acid binding; RNA-DNA hybrid ribonuclease activity
Source: RefSeq, a predicted model, not a curated record
AUGGACUAUGAAACAAGGUACACUCCCUUGGAGAAAACCUGCUGGGGGCUAGUAUGGGCCACAAAGAAACUAAGGCAUUACCUGUUAGCACAUCUGGUAGUCCCGGUUUCUCAUUUAGACCCAGUCAAAUAUCUUUUCGAGAAGACAACACUUAUUGGUAAGCUGGCUAGAUGGUUGUUGCUAGCAGAGUUUGACCUCAAAUACAUGACAAGGAAAUUAGUGAAAGGAAGGGCUAUAGCAGAAUUCUUGACAGAUCAUCUUGUGACAGAGGCCGAAGCAGAAGACUUCAUGUUUCUCGACGAAGACAUCUUAUGUCUCCUAAACGACACCUGGCAGCUUUACUUUGAUGGAGCAUUGAACCAAUGUGGAUAUGGCAUAGGGUUAUUGCAAGUUUCCCCAAACAACUCUCAUAUCCCUCUGUCAUAUAAACUGAGGUUUGAAGUCACCAACAACCAAGCUGAGUACGAAGCCUGCAUAGCUGGAAUGGGGGCAGCCCUAGAACUAGGGGCAAAAAGGUUAGAAGUCAUUGGAGAUUCAAACCUAGUGGUACCCCAAGCAAAAGGAGACUGGAAGGUCAAAGAAGACAUGCUGAAACUAUACCACUCUGUGCUAGAAGCUCUAAUUCCACAAUUCGACUCUAUUAUCUUCACACACACUCCACGAGUGAGUAAUAGGUUUGUAGAUGCACUGGUGACAUUGGCCUCCAUGGUCAAGAUACCCUUGGGAUUCACAAUGCGGCCUCUCAUGAUCGAGCAGAAGGUCAAACCAGCAUGCGAAUGCACCUUCACUGAAGAAGGUGAGGACAAUGGAAAACCAUGGUAUGAAGAUGUGAGGAAAUUCUUGGAAGAGGGAGAGUAUCCCUCCAAAUGCACCUUGAAGGACAAGAUGGCCCUAUGGAAAUUUGUCGUCCGAUUUGUAGCCUAUGGAGGAGCACUGUAUCGAAGAGUUCAUCUGGGCCCCAAUCAACUUUUGUAUCAUAACAGAAGAAAGUCACAAGAUAAUGGAGGAAAUACAUGA